Molecule: messenger RNA, 780 nt
Organism: Trichobilharzia szidati
Lineage: Eukaryota; Metazoa; Platyhelminthes; Trematoda; Strigeidida; Schistosomatidae
Source: the annotation of a GenBank genome assembly
AUGGAGACGGAUGAACCAGAGGUCAUAGCAUUUCUCCUGGGGUCGGAAAUUAUACCUCUUUGUCUGGUAAUCAUGGAGUCAGGAAGUGAACUGAGUAGAACUGUGGCGACCUUCAUUAUGCAGAAGCUUCUUUUGGAUGAAGUCGGCCUGGCGUACAUCUGUCAAACUUAUGAGCGUUUCGCUCACGUAGCUACUGUUUUGGAAAAAAUUGUGAUCGACUUGGCUAGAGAGCAGUCAUUACGCCUUUUGAAACACGUGAUUCGGUGCUACCUACGUCUUUCAGAUGAUUCGCGAGCGCGUGAUGCUCUUCGAACAUGUUUGCCACAACAGCUCAUAGAUGGCACGUUCAGUGGUUUGCUGGAGAAUGAUGUGGCUACUAGACGAUGGCUUACACAGUUGAUUGGUCGGCUGUCUGCUGCAACAGUUGCAUCUGAAGGUACUGCCAGUACAACGCUUUCUAGUGUUGGUUCCAUGGAAGCUACUACACUACAGGCCGUUACUGGUAAUCUCGCCAGCCUUCCAUCAACUACAACGGUUGGUUCCUCUGUGACUACUGCUGCAUCUAGUGUUGAGAUUUGUGGAACGUCUGUUUCAAGUGGAGUCACAAGUGCUUCUGUGAAUGGGUCAGGAGCACUUGUAUCUUCGUCAUGUACACAGGGUGUGGACUCUGUGACAUCUACGAGCAGUUGAUGAACUUACGUAUAACCCUGGGAAUGAUGUUAUACGUAAUGUGUAUAUAUGAUUUCUAUUUCUAUUGUAAUUGAUUUACUUUUACUCGCU